Molecule: messenger RNA, 640 nt
Organism: Topomyia yanbarensis
Lineage: Eukaryota; Metazoa; Arthropoda; Insecta; Diptera; Culicidae
Gene: GatC
Product: glutamyl-tRNA(Gln) amidotransferase subunit C, mitochondrial
Exons: 2
Coding region: 119-640 (173 amino acids)
Biological process (GO): mitochondrial translation; glutaminyl-tRNAGln biosynthesis via transamidation; regulation of translational fidelity
Cellular component (GO): glutamyl-tRNA(Gln) amidotransferase complex; mitochondrion
Molecular function (GO): glutaminyl-tRNA synthase (glutamine-hydrolyzing) activity
Source: RefSeq, a predicted model, not a curated record
GAGGAUACACUAACAAUAACAAAAGCAUGUGAAAUUGAAAUUAUCAAUAAAGUUACGACACUUCGAUCGCGAUUAUUUCAUACAUUUACAGCUGUAACAGUGCAAGUGAUCGUGUGUCAUGUUUAGGGUUCUGCUUCGCCUAUCCCUUGGAAUUACUGGCUCACUGCCGAAACGGUAUUCCAAAGCUGUUAAUCUACCAUCGUCACAACACACGGCAACAUCGAACAACCAAAGAAAAUUAAAGUAUCCAACCAAAGUUCCGCAGGCACCACAUGUUUCUGGUCUAACAAACGGAACCGCCCCCAUCCGGAUCGAGGUAGACGAACAAACGGUUCAGCUGCUGGAACGGCUAUCCCUAGUCGAUCUCGAUAGCAAAGAAGCUCACAAAACACUAGAGGAUUCAAUUGAAUUCGCUUCCCGUAUUCUUGCCAUCGACACGGAAGGAGUAGAACCUUUCUACACCGUACUGGAGAAUCAGAAACUAAGUCUGCGGGAAGACGUGGUUUCGGACGGAAACAUUCAAUCGGAUGUGCUGGCAAACGCUCGAAUAACCGAGGAAGAAUACUUUGUAGCACCACCGGGUAAUAUCCCACUCGAUCAGCAGGAUCCAAGCGGGGAUAUUCCAAACACUAAACAUUAG